Molecule: messenger RNA, 1350 nt
Organism: Vombatus ursinus (common wombat)
Lineage: Eukaryota; Metazoa; Chordata; Mammalia; Diprotodontia; Vombatidae
Gene: PUSL1
Product: pseudouridine synthase like 1
Exons: 7
Coding region: 471-1289 (272 amino acids)
Biological process (GO): tRNA pseudouridine synthesis
Molecular function (GO): pseudouridine synthase activity; RNA binding
Source: RefSeq, a predicted model, not a curated record
GCGGGGGCGGGGGUCAGGAGAGGCUUCUCCAUAGGAGGCAGCGGGUGAGUGGAGCCCCAAAGGCGCUGUAAGGUGGCGGUGAGGGAGAAGGGCAUUGGUCUGCACAAGGAAGGUAAGGCUGGGGAUGGGACAGCCAGGAGUUAGCCGGAAUGUAGGUGCAAAUGCCAUCUCUACUGUUAGCCUUCCACCCCUGCCCCUUGAUUUAAGUCUCUGUUUAUGUGGGGGCUGGGACUCCACGCAGUUGCCCGGCUGGAGGUGGGGGAGUGGACAGAAAGACCUCAUGCUGUCUGGAAACAGGUCACUGAAUAAGAUGGGGGCAGCAGUAGGGUGGCUGGGGCUUGAACUUUUGCAGAGUCCAGGAGCGCCUGGAUCCCCAUAACACAGACUGUACCACGGCAUAUAAACUUGAGGCAGGACUGUGAGUAGGUGGAUGGAUCCUUGGAAAGCAUGACCUUCCCCCGAGUCCUGCCAUGAAAGCUGCAGAGCGGCUGAGGUCCGUCACGCCGGUCAAGUUUAACAUCUCCAGCCGAACGGACGCUGGUGUCCACGCUCUCGAGAACUCUGCCCAUCUAGACGUUCAGCGCCUGACUGGCCGACCCCCUUUCUCACCUGAUAUCCUCACGUUAGCCCUCAAUAGACACUUGGCGCACCCUGACAUCAGGGUGAUCCGAGCUUUUCGGGCCCCCGACGACUUCCACGCUCGCUUUGAAGCCACGUCAAGGACCUACCUGUACCGGGUGGCAACCGGCUGCCCCCUGGACACGCUGUCUGUGUUUGAACAGAACCUGUGCUGGGCACUGAGGACUGAUCACCUGGAUGUGAAGGCCAUGCAGGAGGCCGCCCAGCAUCUCCAGGGCACCCACAACUUCCAGGCCUUUAGGUCAGCAAGUGAGAAUAACUGGCAGAACCCUGUCAAGACACUGCUCCGGGCCUCUGUGGUCCCUGCACCAGCCAGCCCCUUCACCCAUCCCCAGGAGAAGAGGAAGGUGCAGUUUUGGGACAUAGAGUUUGAGAGCAAGUCUUUCCUGUACAAACAGGUGCGGAGGAUGACCGCAUGCCUGGUGGCAGUGGGGUUGGGGACCCUAACCCCCUCCCAGGUGAAGGAAAAGCUGGAGAGUCAGGACCCCUGGAGUGGCCCUGGAUUACUGGUGGCCCCUGCUCAGGGCCUGUUCCUGAAAUCUGUGCACUAUGAAGGCCUUGACUGGGGCCCUGGCAAGGACUGGUACAAUCGCCCGUCUGUCUCAAGAGGCUGCAGUUCAGGAGAUGUGCCAGAGGGUCCUGGGCUCUGACUGGACCGGGGAUGCCCCAGGAUAUAGUUUGGGCAAAUAAAGGGGAGACAUUUGGACUGUC